AUUUUAAUAUCAGAACACGGAGUUAUACUUGCAUUAUGUCGCUUCAUGAGCUUGUUGGAUUAAAUUUGUGUGAUCUGACGUUGGAUGGUGUAUUGAACUCCACGGAAAAGGCGAUCGAGUGGCUGCGGAAGUUUGGCCUUAUUUCAAAAGAACGGAUUUGCCAUAAGUGUGGAUCCGCUACCGGUAUGCGUUUGCGCCGUCAGUCAAGUACGGCAGAUGGCCAAUCCUGGAGAUGCCGGAAAAAAGAUUGUAAAACAACAUCUUCAAUUAGGAAGCACUCUUUUUUUUCAAAGAGUAAUGCUCCUUUGGUUGAGUGCAUUCGCCUCAUAUAUCUUUGGGCAGAAGGUGACAACUCGGUCCAAAAAAUAUGCAGGUACACAAAAUUGUGCAACCAUACGGUCAUCGAUUGGUGUGGCUUUUUACGAGAGGUCUGCUCCGAAGAUUUAAUACGAAAUACCGCACCAAUCGGUGGACCUGGUCAGAUAGUGGCCAUUGAUGAAACUCACGUUGCACGCCGAAAACCCGGAAACGCCCAAGCGCGUCCGGUUCGUGCCCAGUGGGUCUUUGGGGGCAUCUGCAUAGGGACUGGUGAGUGCUUCAUGCGCCUGGUCGACAUUAGGGACGCAGCGACACUUCUCCCUAUUAUUGCGGAUUGUAUUGCACCGAACUCCACCAUUUAUUCGGACGAGUGGAGAGCCUACGCUGGGAUAUCCGCAAUGCCGCAGAAUUAUACCCACAAGACGGUGAACCACAGCUAUCAAUUUGUUAGCGAGAGUGGGGUUCACCCAAAUCAUGUGGAGAAUCUGUGGCGAAAUUGUAAGCGGGAACUGGCUAAGAGGAAUGGGGUACGACGGGAUUUUAUCCCCUCGUAUCUCGACGAAUUUAUGUGGAGACGAAGUCGUUCCGUCCAAAAUUUCUUCCCAGAGAUUUUGGAGGCAAUCAGAAGACAGUACACCGUUUGAGGAAUUAAACUAAUUAUAAAAUCGGCCCUUUUCAGGGCCAACCUAUAUAUUAAGAAGAGUAUAGGAAGUUGGAAAGUAACUUGGAGGCGUUUGGCAAUAAUAUCAACAUUGCGAAUAGAAUUAUAAUCGACGACGGUAUUGUUCUACAGUUGGUGAUCCUGUAGGUAAGCUAGGUGUUGGGAAAUGUUUACUAUACAUCAACAUGUGUUGUGUUUAUCGCGUGUCAAACUUUGAUAAAGUUUGACUGCCCACCCAACUAAAAGUACUUUGAUUAUUUAAUAUAUUUUUUGAUACGUAAUUAAAGUGUCGCUUCUUCUUUCCAACGACACCAAGAUUGCUAUUUUAUUUCACGUUUUGCUAUUUUAUUUCACAUUUCACGUUUAUGUAACAGGUGAUUUAAGUUUUUUUUCAAGCGUUUCUGGUUAUUUACUGCCUGUACGGAUAUAGCUAGUUUGGUACACUAUGCUCGUCGUACGGAUAUCUAGUUUAUUUAUAAAGUUUGACAUAAGUUUGAAGAACCACUUUUACAAUUGUAUAGUUUGCAGAUGAGAUGUGCAAAUGAAAGAUAAAUUUCUAAAAGUUCUGCAUAUAUACACGAGUGUAUGAGUAUGAUUAUGUUGUCUGGACAUGUUUUGUUUAAAGUAACCUAAUUUAAAUUGCACACGUUUGUUUUUAUUGACUCAUUAUUAAAACAAUGACAUAAUUCAUGAUUAUUGGCGAAGUAUUAAUCAUAUUUUGCGCAAAUUACAAAACAACUCUGUUGGUAACUUGCAACAAA
Molecule: messenger RNA, 1740 nt
Organism: Ciona intestinalis (vase tunicate)
Lineage: Eukaryota; Metazoa; Chordata; Ascidiacea; Phlebobranchia; Cionidae
Source: RefSeq, a predicted model, not a curated record